AUGGGUAAAAAAAAUUCAAAGACAAAAACUUUAGAAGAAUCAAAAAUAACUCCACUUUUACAAUGGAAUUCAACGCCAGAUUCCUCCUUUUUCCAAUUCGUAGCACAUCCGACUAAACCUAUCCUGUAUUUUGGUCUAUCUAGCGGACACAUCUUCUCUUACAAAUACGAUUUAAACCAUCUAUCUCCCGCCUCCAAAAACCCAUCUAGCUCACCUCACGGCUACCCGGAGGUAAAUAUAGGCGAAACAAUCCCCGGUUUGCAAAUCUUGUGGAAGACAAAGAGACACAAAUCUAGUUUACAUGGACUAACUAUAAAUUCCAAUGGCCGGUAUUUGUUCUCUGUAGGUAACGACAACAUCAUUAAGAAAGCAGAUUCCCUGACUGGCCAGGUGAUCAAGAAAGGAAAACUGCCUGAGGAUUGGCAACCAUCCACUAAGAUAACAGUCACGGAUGAUGUCUUGAUCCUUGGCAACGAAAUAGGUGAUGUUCUUGUCCUAGAUCCAACCAGUUUACAUCUUAAGAAUAGGAUUAAUAAGAUCCAUUUCGGCGACCCAAUCAACGAUAUUUUCCAGUUUGUCAAUAGAUCCAAAUAUAAAUUCAUCUCUCUGGGUCAAACCACGUUAGCAUAUUGGGAUACACACAACAAGGACAAAGAAAAGAUAAUGCUGAGUGACGAUCAGGAAGAUGAGAUCCUUUGUGGUUGUUUUGUGGAUAACGAAGAGAGUAACCUGAAAGGCGAGACUCUGGUAUGUGGGAUGGGUGAAGGUAUUCUAACUGUUUGGAAACCCAAAAUAAACGACUUGGAAGACCAAAUGUCACGGAUCAAAGUAUGCCCGAAGGAAAGUAUCGACUGCAUUAUUUCCACUCUACAAGACGACAAUUGUGUUUGGUGUGGUUGUUCUAAUGGGAAAUUAUAUAAAGUCAACAUUAAAAGCAAUAGAAUUAUAGAGAUUAGAAAUCAUGAUUCAGAUUGUAUGGACGAAGUAAGCAUGAUAGACUUAGAUCAUGAAUAUAGAGUAAUUAGUGGUGGCAUGGAUUCCAUAAAGUUAUGGCCGGAAGUAACUGACACAGAAAAAGAAGAGGAAGAAGGAGAAGAAGAAUCAGGUAGUGACAUCGACUCAUUCUCAGAUAGUAGUGAUAGUAGCAUUGAUGAUAAUAGUGAUAUAGAUGACAGUGAUACCGAUAACGGUUCUUCGAAUGAAGAAGAAACUUUGGUUGGUUUGUCCAAGGAGGAAUUAUUAGCAGAAUUAGAUAAAGAUUUAAAAAAUGUUAGUGACAGUGAGGAAUUAGAGAAGAACGAAGAUAUAAACUUGAAUAACGAUAAUAUAUCAAGUAAACGUAGACGCAAGGACAAAACGAAGGAAACGAAGAACAAAAGACAAAAGAAAUCACAAUAUCCCAAAAAGAAUAAUCAAGGUAACAACAAUCAUGGCAUUCUUAAGUUCGAGGGAUUGUAA
Molecule: messenger RNA, 1458 nt
Organism: Arxiozyma heterogenica
Lineage: Eukaryota; Fungi; Ascomycota; Saccharomycetes; Saccharomycetales; Saccharomycetaceae
Gene: JIP5
Product: Jip5p
Exons: 1
Coding region: 1-1458 (485 amino acids)
Biological process (GO): rRNA processing; positive regulation of transcription by RNA polymerase I
Cellular component (GO): nucleolus
Molecular function (GO): protein binding
Source: RefSeq, a predicted model, not a curated record